Molecule: messenger RNA, 381 nt
Organism: Fonsecaea multimorphosa CBS 102226
Lineage: Eukaryota; Fungi; Ascomycota; Eurotiomycetes; Chaetothyriales; Herpotrichiellaceae
Exons: 3
Coding region: 1-381 (126 amino acids)
Cellular component (GO): mitochondrion; cytosol
Molecular function (GO): deaminase activity
Source: RefSeq, a predicted model, not a curated record
AUGUCGUCCGGAAUGACCACUGUUUUCACAAAAGACGCCUGCCCUCCUGCUGGCCCCUACAGCCAGGCGAUCAAGGCUGCUGGCCAGAUCUGGGUAGCCGGACAGAUUCCCGCCGAUUCGACUGGAAAACUGGUCGAGGGGUCUAUCACGGACAAGACUGAGCAGUGUUGCAAGAACAUCAAGGCCAUCCUCGAGGCCGGCGGAAGUGAGCUGGGCAAGGUCGUCAGAGCCGGGGUCUUCCUGUCCGACAUGAAGCACUUCGGAGAGAUGAACGCUGUGUAUGAGAAGUACUUCUCGCACAAACCCGCGAGGACGUGCGUUGCUGUACGGGAGCUACCCAAGGGCGUCGACGUCGAGAUCGAAGCAAUUGCUCUUCAAUGA